UUCAAGCUGAACGGACUGUAACGGUCAAUCCCGAGUUGUUUCUGGUCUGCAUCAGCACCCCCAAAGCGCAUCAAAACCCCAAAUACUGUGUUACUUUCCCUGGCCCGUUGGUUUGGGCUUUCGUAUGAAACAAUAGUGGAGUGUCAAGUGAUUAUUGGAAUAGGGCUUUGAUGACGAACAGGAAAAUGAGUGAAGUCUCCAGGAAGAAGGAUAAAAAUCAACACAUACAGGUUUUCGUGAGAGUGAGGCCGGCGAAUAAGGAUGAGAUCCACGGCAAGUCGUCGACUGUCGUGGACGUGGCGUCCUCGAAGGACGUGGUGGUGCGAGAGAGGCCACAGGACAGCAAGUUGACGAAGAAAUUCAGUUUCGACAGGGUCUUUGGCCCCAGCUCAAAGCAGGUGGAUGUUUAUAAUGCUGUUGUCAGUCCGUUGUUGGACGAGGUCCUGGCGGGAUACAACUGCACUGUAUUCGCUUAUGGACAGACUGGCACGGGGAAGACGUUCACGAUGGAGGGGGUCUGCAAUGACCCCACGGUCCAUUGGCAGAGUGAUACAGCAGCUGGGAUCAUCCCACGCUCCCUGAACCACCUCUUUGACGAGCUCCGGACCCUCGAAGCGCAGGAGUACACUGUUAAAGUCAGCUUCCUCGAGCUCUACAACGAAGAACUCUUCGAUCUACUCUCCUCCAACGACGAUGCCUCCAAAAUCAGGAUCUACGAGGACACGACAAAGAAGGGGGCAGUGAUAAUCCACGGCCUGGAGGAGGUGACGGUCCACAACAAGAACGAGGUCUACAAGAUCCUGGAGAAGGGCUCGGAGAAGCGUCAGACAGCGGCAACGCUGAUGAACGCCCACUCCUCGCGUUCGCACACAGUCUUCUCGAUAACAAUUCACAUAAAGGAGAACACAGUGGAGGGUGAGGAGCUCCUGAAGACGGGCAAGCUGAACCUGGUGGACCUGGCAGGUUCGGAGAACGUGGGUCGUUCAGGGGCAGUGGACCGUCGAGCGCGCGAGGCUGGCAACAUCAACCAGUCCCUGCUGACCCUGGGACGAGUGAUCACAGCGCUGGUGGAGCGAGCCCCCCACAUUCCCUACCGCGAGUCCAAGCUGACUCGUCUCCUCCAGGAGUCCCUGGGGGGUAGAACCAAGACCUCGAUAAUAGCCACAGUGUCGCCAGCAGCCCUGAACCUGGAGGAGACCCUCUCCACCCUGGACUACGCCCACAGGGCGAAGAACAUAACGAACAGGCCUGAGAUCAAUCAGAAGCUCUCGAAAAAGGCUCUGCUGAAGGAGUACACGGAGGAGAUUGAACGACUCAGGAGGGAUCUCCAGGCCACGAGGGAUCGCAAUGGGGUGUACCUGGCCCACGACAACUACAACGAGCUCCAGGGGACCAUCGAGUUCCAGGGGAAGGAGAUCGAGGAGAAGAUCAAUCACAUCAAGGCCCUGGAGGAGACGAUGCUGAGCAAGGAGAAGAUCUUGGAGGAGCUCAAGAUGUCGCUGGAGAAGUCCCAGAAGCAGAUAAAGAUCACUGAACAGGAGAGGAAUGAGCAGAAGCAUCUGGUGGAGAAGCACGUCGUCACCGAGAGGAAACUUCACAGUCAGGCCAGCCAUUUGCUGAAUGUCGUGGAGACGGUGACACGAGACACUAUGAAGCUGCAUGAGAAGAUCGAGAGGAAGAACAGGGUGGAGAGGGAGAACGAACACCUGGGGGAGAGGUUCAGGGAGAAUAUCGAGAGGCAGUUUGAUGAGGCUAGUGAACAGUUGGCUAAUUACACACAGGAGUUGAUUCAGUUCUCCUUGUCUGCUAAGGAUGAGGUCAAUGCGCUCACUGCAACCAACUCUAAGGAGAUCCAGAACUCCAUUAAACUGAUAUCGGGGGAACUGCUGAAAGGGGAACAGGGGAUGAUCGCGAAACUCGAGAGUGGGAUUAGGUCGAAUCAUGAGGAUUAUCAGGUGUGGAUGGAGGAGGUCGCCCAGGACACCUCCAAGUUUUCGGUGGGGGAGAUUGAACUUCAGAAGAAGAUGCUCUCGGUGGUUUCGGGGAGGAUUGAGGAACUCGUGAGGACGAAGGUGGCUGACAACCUGAGGAAGAUCAACGAGGAGAACCGCAGGAAGUUCGAGGAGUUGAACGAGUUCAUGAGGAGGACGAUUGCAACAGUGUGCGAGCGACUCCUGGAGGACAGAAACCGAUUGAACGACAAGAUCACCAUAUAUACCGACAGAAUAAACGAGACAAUCUCAGCGCAGGAGAGUCUCUCGCGUAAAAAAGACAAGUUCUUCAAGCUCUUCAAGGAUUGUUUCACCGAGUACGAGAGGAUCCACGAGGAGGAGGUGAUGGUGAGCGACACGACGAUGACAGUCUCCGAGGAGGGGCUGGAGUUCUGUAAAAAUAUUGGUGAUCACAUGGAGAAUAACUUGAAGAGCCAGAGGGAGAUCGAGGGAAUAGUCAAUGGAGAAUUUUCCAAAACUCUCCUAGGGAUGAGGGACGACUUGUCUGGUGAUCUGGAGGUCAACUGGAAGAUCUCGGAGGGCUCUGUGCUCCAGGGUGAACGUCUCUGUGGAGAUCUGCAGAGGAAUGCUGAGGAGAACUGCGAGAAGCUGAAGCAGUUCAGCGAGGGAGUGGCCUCGAGAGCAGCUGGAAUUAAGGAGAGAAUGAUGUCUGACAGGUCUGAGGUACUUUCCUCGGUCCAGGAGGUCCACAAGCUCGUGUCUGACGUCAGUGUCAAUCACGAGGAGCUCAUGGAGGACCACAGGAGGAAGAUCGAGGCGACAGCUGGGGAGAUCUGCAAGAAGUUUGAGAAUCAGAGUGUCCAGUCGAGUGAAUGGAACAGCAGAAUCUCCUCGUACCUGAGGACGACGCAGCACCAGGUCGACAAGUUCAUCGUAGAGGACAUGAGGAAGGACGUGCCCAGUGGCUCGACCCCAGCCAAGAGGGAGUUCAGUUAUCCCAAGCAGCUCGUCAUGACUUCUCCCCACGAGAGGAUUAUCCAGAGGUUCAGGGAGAUGAAGGAUCAGCACGAGACCUCUCAGGAGGUGGAUAACACACUUCUCGAGGAGGAUGAGACCCUGAAGGGGUCUCCUGCCACCUCUCAGGGGAACGACUCGUUCGCGUCGUUCUCAACACCCUCAGACUCUUCAAUUUGUGAUUCUGAUAAGUUAAAUGGGCUCAUCAAGUCUGCCUCCACUUCUGAUCUGGCCUCGGUUGCCAAGAAUCUGACGAAGGACCUGAUGAUGAGGUCCUCGUCUGAUGUCACUUGUAAGAGGGAGAAUAAGGAGAAUGGCAUCGAUGGGUUCCUGAAGCCUGGGGAUUUCAAGAAUGGGAGGGCAUCGAAACUCAAGAAUCCCACGAGGAGAAUCCUCUCUUCUUAUAAUGAAUAGAGAAUUCAUGGCAGAUGGGGUGAUUAUCUCUGUAUUUUUAUUCUCAAUUUUUUUUCAAUGGAGGUGCAUUUAACACUUCAUGGAUAUUUUUCAUUGAAUGAGGCAAUUUUUAGCGACUGUAUGUGGUGAAUUGACGUUUAAUUUCUCUUUAUACUAUUAAAACACAUAUUAAUUAUCUUUUGUGGUUUUUUAUUUUGUCACUUUAUCGUUUUGUCUCCUCUUUCGGGGGAAAAUUGAAAUUUUCAGGGGUGGAGUGAGGGCUGAUACCUCUUUGAUGUGCCGUACCAGUAGUCUGCAAUGCUUGGAUAUUUUUUUAUAUAAAUAUAUAUAGUUUUUUUCUUAAAGAAUAUUAGAGAUACUUUGUAAUUAGGGAAUUGCUAAGAGCUAGAUUUAAGGAUGAAAUAUACAUUUAUCGUCAGCACUCGGAUGCAUUUAUCUAUAAAUAUAUGAAUAAAGUGAUGAAAAAUAA
Messenger RNA from Diachasma alloeum, 3849 nucleotides. RefSeq names its product kinesin-like protein Klp61F. NCBI's taxonomy places the organism in Eukaryota, Metazoa, Arthropoda, Insecta, Hymenoptera, Braconidae. The coding region runs from base 171 to 3380 and encodes 1069 amino acids. Gene Ontology annotation, cellular component: spindle microtubule; nucleus. The record is from RefSeq and is a predicted model, not a curated record. The transcript is spliced from 3 exons. Gene Ontology annotation, molecular function: microtubule binding; plus-end-directed microtubule motor activity; ATP binding. Gene Ontology annotation, biological process: mitotic spindle assembly; microtubule-based movement.